This is a messenger RNA of Antrostomus carolinensis (chuck-will's-widow), 1327 nucleotides long. RefSeq names its product partitioning defective 3 homolog. Gene Ontology annotation, biological process: establishment of cell polarity; microtubule cytoskeleton organization; establishment or maintenance of epithelial cell apical/basal polarity. Gene Ontology annotation, molecular function: phosphatidylinositol binding. Gene Ontology annotation, cellular component: apical junction complex; adherens junction; cell cortex. Lineage: Eukaryota; Metazoa; Chordata; Aves; Caprimulgiformes; Caprimulgidae. The record is from RefSeq and is a predicted model, not a curated record. The transcript has 3 exons. The annotation marks the transcript as partial.
CACCAGAUCAACCCCUAACAAUCACGACCGGAUACAGCGCCUCAGGCAAGAGUUUCAGCAAGCAAAGCAAGAUGAGGACGUGGAAGACAGGAGACGUACUUAUAGUUUUGAGCAGCCAUGGCCAAGCACCAAGACGUACUCACAGAGUGGCAGACACUCAGUAUCAGUAGAGGUUCAAAUGCAGCGGCAGCGGCAAGAAGAAAGAGAGAGUUUCCAGCAAGCUCAGCGGCAGUACAGCUCAUUACCCAGGCAAAGCAGAAAAAAUGCCAGUUCUGUAUCUCAAGACUCCUGGGAGCAGAGCUAUUCCCCUGGUGAAGGUUUCCAGACUGCAAAGGAAAAUCCCAGAUAUUCCAGCUACCAGGGAUCGAGGAACGGCUAUAUGGGGGGACAUGGCUUCAAUGCCAGGGUAAUGCUAGAAACACAAGAACUGCUCCGUCAAGAGCAGAGACGGAAAGAACAACAACUGAAAAAAAAAACUUCUUCUGAGGGGCCUAGCAACUAUGACUCAUAUAAAAAAAUUCAAGACCCUAAUUAUACCCCUCCUAAAGGUCCUUUCAGGCAAGAUGUACCACCUUCACCAUCUCAGGUAGCCAGGCUGAACAGAUUACAAACACCAGAAAAGGGAAGACCAUUUUAUUCUUGAGGUGAAGAAAUUGAAGAUCAACUUACCAUGCAAUAAGGAACAUUUUCAUAUAAAGACUUAUAUUUUGAAAACUUUUUAACUGAUGGUACAAAGGAAUAUAUCUGUUGUCUGUUUCAGUGCCUUUAAAAAUAUGGGUAAAGCAUUGGUGGGCCUUAUGUCUUUGCCGUUCUGUCUCAAGUGUUGAAUUCAUGGAAGGAUGUUCCACCAUUUGACAAUCAUAGCAGAAGUGAGCAAUGCUGCUCCUGCAUACCGAGUGCCGUAGCCCAGUCCAGUAGUUGUCAAUGGCUUAUUACUAGGAUUUGUUGUAAUGUGUUUUAUUUUGCAGUGACUUAUUGCACCAACAUGCAGCUUUUUGGCAUAAAAUUAAUGAAUUUGAGAUUGAAGGAAGCAUUGACAUGUCCUUUUUUAUUUCUCUCUGGUCAGGAGGAGGGUUUACAUAUCACUCUUGAGUGAGUAAGGCUUAGCCCUACUCUGGAUCACAGUCUCAGUUCUAAGAUAUUUUAUGGUAGAGUCAUUACCAGUCUUCGUUGAUCAGUAUUUAAAUGACUAUAUGCUGAAAAUCUAUCCUUCUCCUACUAUGCACAUAUGCACUCUUUUUUUCUCUCUCUCCCCACUCUGAGCUUAUUAAAAAAGCCUUUAUCCUGACUCAUGAGGAAAACCAUAUUAAGCUUUCAGUUAUCCUGA